Hippoglossus stenolepis (Pacific halibut) is the source of this 955-nucleotide messenger RNA. It is a transcript of the gene ciao2a, whose product is annotated as cytosolic iron-sulfur assembly component 2A. The transcript has 5 exons. Lineage: Eukaryota; Metazoa; Chordata; Actinopteri; Pleuronectiformes; Pleuronectidae. The coding region runs from base 173 to 568 and encodes 131 amino acids. The record is from RefSeq and is a predicted model, not a curated record.
CGAUGAGCUGAAGCUCCGCCUCUUCUCUGUUUCCGGUCACUGUUCCGUCAACAUGGCGCCGGUUAACCGGAGGAAGCUCGAGUCUCUGUGACGGUAACGAUCAACACGAUCCCACCGGAAAACUGGAACCAGCGGAGGAGCGAGAAGAUGGAGGAGAAAGCGUUAGAGGUUUAUGUGUCACAUCUGGUUCCCCCCCCCCCCUCCAGAUGUGAUCCGGUCGAUCCGGGAUCCGGAGAAGCCGAACACCCUGGAGGAGCUGGAUGUGGUGACGGAGAAAUGCGUGGAGGUCCGGGAGCUCGGAGAGGACGAGUACCUGAUCAUCAUCAAGUUUUCCCCGACCGUCCCUCACUGCUCCCUGGCCACUCUGAUCGGUUUGUGCUUACAAGUGAAGCUGCAGAGAUGUUUGCCUUUUAAACACAAGCUGGAAAUUUACAUUUCAGAAGGAACUCAUUCUACCGAGGAAGAUAUUAACAAACAGAUCAACGAUAAGGAGCGAGUGGCGGCCGCCAUGGAAAACCCCAACCUGAGAGAGAUUGUGGAGCAGUGUGUCAUCGAACCAGACGACUGAGGAGCGUGUGCGUGUGCGGUCGCGUCUUGUGUCGACUCUGAGGACGUUUCAGAUUGUUUUCCUCCAGUGAAAAGGUUGAACAGUGAGUGAAUGAAACACAGUUCAGGACGGACGCUGGCGUAAAGCGACGGACGUGUUGAAACAGGAAACGCCUCCCGUCCUUUUUCCAUUCCUCCUCCUCCUCUUUGCUUCUGCUCCAUCAUUCCACCAGAGGGGAAACGUGUUUUCUCAGAGGUGACGAAGAAUGAAAUGUCGUUUCAUGUGGUUUUAGACUUUCAGAAAUAUACUCUGUGAUUCAGUCGGAGCAGGAAUAUGAUUCUUUACAUGUGAUUGUUUUUUUUAAAGAACGGAUCUGAUGAAGAAUAAAAUCAGUUGUUAAAAUCGUCA